GCGACACUCGCCUAAAAACUCGGAGAAAAAGCGUGUGCCUCAAGGUGACCUCCCACGGGAUUAGAUCUAUGACAUUCCCAACAAGUGGUACAGCCGGAACAGCCGUUAUGCUUGGGCCAUAGGCCUUGUGUUGAUUGAGGCCUUACUCAACUGAUUUGCCCUCAGGGAAAAAGCGGAUCCUUUAACACCGGCUUCAUGGUUGAACCGGAGCUCUCGAAAAGGUGAGGAAUCAAUCAUCAAUCGUCUCAGAAACGAGGCAACGAUGGCGUCGAAGAAGACCAAGUGGUUCCAAGACUGUCGGCAACUACGCCAAGACAAAGCCCAAUUGUUUCGAGCCGGCAAGCGAAGAGAAUUGGCCUUGAAGGCCGUGACCUUGGCCGAAGCUUUGGAAGUCCAUGGAGAGCAUGACGAAGCCAUUCAAGAGUAUCAGGAAGCCAUCGAGAACAACGAGACUGAUCGCGUCUUUGUGGCUAGGACCAAAAGGAAAAUCGGCGACGCCUGCCUUAUGUUGCAACGGUACGAAGCCGCUCGUUCUGAGUUUAAUCACUACUUGACCAUGAGUCUCUCCCUGGAUUUGACGGCCGAUGUUCAGCGAGCGUACACGUCCUUGGGGCGAUCCUAUCAUGACGAGGCCGUGGACUUACAUCGAAUAGGCCUUGACGAUGCUGAGCGAUUGAACAAAUUCCAAGCCCUGCUUCAAGAUGGGCAGAAGAAUUUCGAAAGGGCGCACCAAGCUAUCAAGCAGAUCGUGGAUCCCGAUUGCAACGAGUAUGAAAGAAAAGAAAUGGAAGUGAUCGUGGUUCGGAAUUUGUUGGGCAUAGCUCAAAUGCGAGAGGAUACGGACAAGUGUUCUAAGUUAGUCGAGUUGGGGGAACGACUUUGUAUUGAACGGGGCAGCAAGUUUCAAAGCUACCUUUGGACGUUCAAAGAAAUCAAGCUCGGGUUGUUGGUGGAACGGGGCGACAUAGAGGCUGGAAUUAAACUCGCCGACCAAUGUCUCAAGUUUCCCGCCCAAUCUAAUACAUUCAAAUAUCAUUCGUUGUGGCUGCGAUCACGAUUGGCCCUAAAACGGAAGACCUUUGAGGACGCUCACAAGUUUCUCUAUCAAGCCUACAAAAGCAUGGACAAGGAUGACUCUCAAAAAGAGAAGUUAGGCUCCGAUCUAGCUCGCGUCGUCAAGAUUCGACGCCUAGUGUCGAAAUUUCAGGCCUUACCCAUCAACUGUCGCGAACUUGAGAAAUCCCAACUUUUAGAACAAAUAGCAGAUAAACUCUGUGAUUGUGAACUGUUCAAGGAUGAGGCCUUUGAGACGGCGGUCUGGUACUACAAGGAAAGUCUAGCCCAUGCGGAGAAAUGUGACGGGGAUCAAGAGCGAUUGGCGGCCUUAACGAGUUCGAUCGCCACUACUUUCUUUGAUCUGAAAGAUUUCAAAAACGCCUUGACCUUCCACGAGCAAGAGCUGCGCUUGAGAACCUCGGGUGGGAAAGAAUCUAUUAGAUGUCUAAUUGUGAUGGCCCGAUGUGCCCAGGGACUCAAUAAAACAUACCGAGCCGCUUUAACCUACCUAGAAAAAGCAAUUGCCAUCGGCAAAGAAUUGGAGGACAAGUCUUUAAGUGCUGAAGUGUUGCUGGAAAUCAUUGAACUUCAGAGUAAGCACCAAAUGUUUGGAGAGUUGAAGGAGACCAAGCGUGAGUUGGAAUCUCUUGGCAAUGUUGUUCCCAACGAUGGUGACUCUCAAGAGACCGCUGCGAACGAAUCCGACGUCUCUGAUCUGGCUUAUCGAAGUGACAACGAGGACGCUCAGGAAGGGCGUACGAGGAGACGUCGAAAAUUUGCCAUCAAAACUAACCGUUUAGGUGAAUCUCCCCUUCACUUAGCAAGCAAGAAAAGUGAUAAUGUUACGACAAUCCAAGAUCUUUUAGACAAAGGUCAUCCCAUCAAUCAUACAGACAACUCAGGUUUUACUCCAUUGCACGAAGCUGCCAAUCAUGGCCAAACUGACAACAUUCGGGUUCUUCUGGACAACGGAGCAAACGUGAAUGUUUUCUCUCAAGCGCGGAUCACGGCUCUGAUGUCGGCGUGUGCGGUUGGCGUUUUACCUUGCAUCAAACUGCUUUUAGAGGCCGGCGCCAAAGUGGAACCGCAAGAUUUGGAUGGAUGGAACGCAAUUGAUCACUUGGAGAACACACUCAAGAAUGCCCAAAAUGAUGUCGAUCCUGAAGAACGAGAAUCGUGUGAAAAUAUCAUUCGUAUCAUGCAAGUGAAAUUGAAGGCCAUCGAGGAAUCCGGUGUGAAUAUACGCAUUAUCCCCAAGGCUAGAAAGAGCAGACUUUUUUGCACCGAAGACGACUCAGUCCAGGAAUCAAAGUCCAUAUCUAGCACUCCUGACCUCGGGAACCGGUCCCGAUCCCAACGUCGUCCUCUGAGAGAGAGAAACACUUAUCGAUCGGGUGAAGAAAAUCACUCCUCGGAGUCCGAAUCCAACAAUGAUAAUGAAGAUGGCAACCUUUCGAUGAGACGUCGAGGCCAAAAGAGUUCAGUCACCGAUUACAAGUCAGCCAUCCGAGCAUUAAGACCAGCUCAAGAAAGGAACAAGAUCGCUUGUCCCAGUCCGAAGAAGAACCCUCGGUUUGCAACUGGGGCCUACGAAGACGAGUUCGACAACGAAGAUGACUGGCUUGAAGAUGAUGUCGGAUCUUCAAGGCUCUCCUCCUCCUCUAAGCGAUCGAAAAAAGCCCAGCUCGAUACCGCUAGCCGUUCAAUGAAAUCGAAACAAAAGAAGCGAAGAGACCCGUCAAACGAGACUAGAAUUAAGUGCGAAGCAGUGAAGAAAGAACAAUUUAGAAGAGAUGAAGAAAUCUCUCAAUUGUCGUCCCCGCCAACAAAUGCAUCCCAGUUCGCAAAUCAAACACUCAUCAAGGAGGAUGGCCUGGCGUUUCGCCACUCCAUGAAGGUUAAAGUGUAUGUGGAAAAGAAAAGUUUCAUGAUCCCCAUUAUGAACUUAGAUUGGACGUACAACGAUUUGAGUGCAGAAGUGGCUCGACGAUACCGCCUCUUAACGGGAAAGAAACCUGUGCUCAAGCUCACCACAUCUGAUCAUUCCGAGCUCCUAGGCACGGACUUGGUGUCCUCAGUAACCAAUAAUAACGACGAACUCCAAUCGCAGAUUUUAGAGUGGAUAGUGCCGCCAUUGGUCGAGAGAUAUCAAGAAGAAUGCCAAGCCAAGGGCGUGCCCGAAGUCGCUACGGUCACCAAAGCGAUGAAAGAUUUAGCAUUGGGUCAGGCAUUCGGCUUGAGUUGCUUUUUGAGAACUCCGCAUACGGAUCUUUUAUUUAGAGCGCUUCAGUGGGAAGAUAAUCUACGCGAAAUAACUAUGCCCAGAUGUAGAUUGGGAGAGCAAGGUUUCAAUUUUCUCUUGCUUGCUUUACCCACUCUACCCAAUUUGGAACGCCUUAACGUCAAGUCCAAUGGAAUAUCAGGUGACUGCAUCAAGUCACUAGUGACCAAGCUCAAAACCAGUCCAGCGUUACAGUGCCUUCAGUAUCUCAAUUUGAGUUUCAAUCCAAUCGGGGACGAUGCGGCAGACCAUUUAGCCGAGUUAUGUCUCCUAGUGGAAGCCCUGGAUGAAAUCGAGCUUCAAGCAUGUUGUCUCACCUCAAAUGUGUUCCUCUAUGCUCAGCCCAAGUGGAAAAAAGUGCUGCCUAGGUACAAAAGUAUUAACUUGGGCUGCAAUUUUAUUGAUGGCCCAGGCCAGAGUUUUGUCCGGAAUCAAGUCCCGCUCCAUUGUCGUGUUGAAUUUUGCCACAAAUAAAUCCUCGUUUACCUGCCACUAGAAA
Molecule: messenger RNA, 3836 nt
Organism: Tigriopus californicus
Lineage: Eukaryota; Metazoa; Arthropoda; Copepoda; Harpacticoida; Harpacticidae
Product: tonsoku-like protein
Exons: 4
Coding region: 263-3811 (1182 amino acids)
Molecular function (GO): protein binding
Source: RefSeq, a predicted model, not a curated record